Molecule: messenger RNA, 1293 nt
Organism: Spodoptera frugiperda (fall armyworm)
Lineage: Eukaryota; Metazoa; Arthropoda; Insecta; Lepidoptera; Noctuidae
Exons: 1
Coding region: 1-1293 (430 amino acids)
Biological process (GO): DNA integration
Molecular function (GO): nucleic acid binding
Source: RefSeq, a predicted model, not a curated record
AUGGCCCUGAAAAAUAAAGUUUCAUUAGAAAAAACGAGUCCUUUAUAUAAAUUAAAUGUAUUUAUUGACCAAUCUGAGAUAUUGCGCGUUGGAGGAAGGCUACGAUACUCUCCACUACUCGACGACACAAAGCAUCCAGUAGUUAUUCCUUAUGAUUCAAGUUUGGCCAAGUUAAUUGUCGCCGACGCUCAUGAAAAGACUUUUCAUGGAGGACAGCAACUAGUACUCAAUUUUAUACGCACCAAGUACUGGAUCAGCCGGGUAAAAUAUAUCGUACGAGCUCAUAUACGUCGUUGUGCUCCUUGUAUUCGAUAUGCGGCGACCACAAAACAACAGUUUAUGGGAGAGCUUCCAGCUUGCAGAGUGACACCCAGCAAACCAUUUCUCAACUCUGGUGUCGAUUACGCGGGCCCCAUUAACAUGAGAGUGUCUAAGGGUCGUGGACAGCGGUCGUAUAAAGGUUAUAUCUGCUUAUUUGUGUGCAUGGCCACGCGCGCAGUACACAUCGAGGCAGUUUCAGAUUUAACCACUGAGGGUUUCCUAGCAGCUUUCAAACGGUUUAUAUCCCGGCGCGGACAGUGUCGUCAUAUAUGGAGCGAUAAUGGCACCAAUUUUGUGGGCGCUGCCAAGGAGUUACAGAUCCUGUUCAACCAGGAGAGUUCAAUGUUUAAAGACAUUGCAGCUGCUCUUGCAACCUCUCAAACGGAAUGGCACUUUAUCCCUCCCCAUGCUCCAAAUUUCGGUGGACUGUGGGAAGCAGGGGUUAAAAGUGUAAAACACCAUCUGAGGCGCGUCAUAGGUGAUUCUACGUUAACUUUCGAAGAAUUGUCCACGGUCCUGUCUCAAAUUGAGGCGUGCCUAAACUCUAGGCCCUUGUCUCAGGGUAGUAGUGAUCCAGAGGAUCCUGUACCACUAACUCCUGGGCAUUUCUUAGUGGGUCAGCCAUUGGUAGUGGCUCCCGACUACAAUUAUGAAAAUGCCACAGUUAGUACUCUCCGCAGGUGGCAAUUGGUACAACGUAUGGUGCAGCACUUCUGGCGUAGGUGGAAACAGGAAUAUUUGACAACCUUCUUCCAAAGGCACAAAUGGAAUAUACGUACAUCUGACUGUAAGAUAGGUGAUGUAGUUCUAAUAAAAGAAGAUAACUUACCUCCAGCCAAGUGGUUAUAUGGUAGAAUUACGCAGCUGCAUCCGGGUAAAGAUAACUUGACACGCGUUGUCACUGUUCGUUGCAAAGGUACUGAGAUUAAACGUCCAAUUUCAAAAUUGUGCUUUCUUCCCGCGACUGAAUAA